This is a messenger RNA of Hermetia illucens (black soldier fly), 2531 nucleotides long. RefSeq names its product protein KRI1 homolog. Gene Ontology annotation, cellular component: nucleolus; 90S preribosome. The transcript has 7 exons. The record is from RefSeq and is a predicted model, not a curated record. The coding region runs from base 63 to 2480 and encodes 805 amino acids. NCBI's taxonomy places the organism in Eukaryota, Metazoa, Arthropoda, Insecta, Diptera, Stratiomyidae. Gene Ontology annotation, biological process: endonucleolytic cleavage in ITS1 to separate SSU-rRNA from 5.8S rRNA and LSU-rRNA from tricistronic rRNA transcript (SSU-rRNA, 5.8S rRNA, LSU-rRNA).
GGAGCCUGUGGCACGUGUAUGCAUUACCGGGCUGGUUGUAAAUUCUCCUAACUUUUGUGAAAAUGAGUAAAAACCUAUUUGACGGGAGUUCCGAUUCUGAGACUGAGAUCACUGAGUUUAAAACUAAUCGCGAGUAUGCCAAAUCUUAUAACAAAUUCCGUGAAAAGGAACUACUGAAAAGAUUAAAAGACCGGGAUAAGGAUAUUUCCGAUUCAUCAAGUGACGAUGAUUCUGAAAGCUCAGAUGAGGAGGUUGUUAUCAACAAGAAAUUCGAUGAGGAGUUCUUCAAAACAUUGGCAUCGUUGAAAAGUAAAAAUCCGGAAAUUUAUGACAAAAACACGAAAUUUUUCAAGGACAUUGGGAGCGAUGAUGAUGUUGGAAAUAAAAAGGAGAAAAAGAAGAAAGCAAUGACCAUUAAGGACUAUGAGAGAAAAGUUAUAUUGGAAAAAGGGGGGAAAUAUGAGGAUGAUGAUGAUACUGACAAUGACACGAAGGAAAACGCUCGUGCUGAUUCUCCAUCAUAUGCUGAUGAACAGAAAAAACUUCGCCAUGAGAUAAAAAAAGCACUGGAUUCAGAGGAAGAUGAAGAAGAAUUUGGCGGAAUAUUCCGAAGGCGAGAGAAAACAAAAGAAGAGAAGGAAAAGGAGGAGGAAGAACACGCUGUAUGGCUUGCAGGUAAGAAAGAAGAAAUAAGCGAGGACGCCGCGAAAACAUUGAAUCCUUUGAAGCAAUACUGGUCCAAUCCCACUUUACCUAAACAGGAACAAUUUCUUCGUGACUACAUUCUUAGUAACGGAUAUCAGAAUAAAGAUCAUGACGAAAUUCCCACAUACGAUGAAAUCGUUGGAAAUUUCUCCGAAGAUGAAGCAGAACUGGAAAAGCAAGCAGAAUUUGAAGAAAAAUAUAAUUUCCGAUUCGAAGAGCCAGACAAGGAGUUCAUCAAACGCUAUCCGCGAACCAUAGAAUCCACCGUUCGAAGAACGGAUGAUAAACGUAAGCAAAAACGUGUUGAAGUAAAAGAACGUAAACUUAAGGAAAAAGAACAAAAAUUCAAAGAGCUUGAAAUGCUAAAAGAAAUUAAACGGAAAGAGAUCUUAGAAAAAAUUGAAAAGUUAAAAGAAGUAACGGGUAACGAAGAGUUACCCUUCAAAGAGGAAGAAUUAGACGAAGAUUUUGAUCCUGAAGCACACGAUCGGCGUAUGCAAGAAAUUUUCAAUGAAGAAUACUACGGUGAAGAUGAAGGUGAAGACAAACCGGACUGUCCGGACAUCGAUGAAUUGAAAGUGGAAGAUUGGGAUAAUUUUGAUCCAAAACACGAAGAUGGUGAAAAUGAUGAUGACUACGAGCCACACUGCGAGGAUGAGGACUUCAAUAUGGAUUGCGAUUAUAAUCCUGAAACUUCUAAGCAAGCAUUACAGGAUGAACUGAUCGAAAGUACAAAAGGCCGGCGAAAACGAAAACGGAGAAAUCAAUUUAUGGAAAUGAUCAAGAAAGAGAAACCUGUCUUUAAUCCCGAGGAUGAAAAAUCUUAUGCGGAAUAUAUAGACGAAUAUUAUAAAAUGGAUUGCGAAGACAUUAUCGGCGAUAUUCCAUGUCGUUUUAAAUACGUGGAGACGACUCCCAACGAUUUUGGUUUAACUAUAGAAGAGAUUUUGUUAGCGAAAAACAAGGAACUCAAUCAAUGGGUUAGUUUGAAGAAAGCUAUUCAGAUACGACCAGAACACGUAGAACAGCGUGAUCGAAAAUUGUAUAAAAUGAAAGCAAAAAAUGAAGCCUUGAAGAAAAAGAUAUUCCGCAGUAUAUACGGACCUCCCUCGGAUGAAGAAGAGGAAGAAGAAAAUGCAGCAGCUAACAGCAGUGUAGAAAAGAAAACCGCUGAAGGCGCGACAUCAGAAGAAAAUAAUGCGAAAAAGAAGAAAAAGAAAAAGAAGAAGCAAAAAACUGAUUCAGUUGAAGAUGCGAAUAAGGAUCAAGUGGAAAAACCAACAAAUAACAGCCAGACCGAUGGACUGAAUGGAAUCAACGGUAAACUUGAAACGAAUCAAAACGUUGAAGUAAAUCAAGUACACGAAACUAGCUCAGAAAAUAUAAAUGGCUCGCAAGCUGAUAAGAAGAAAAAGAAAAAGAAGAAGAAAAAAGGACAAAAUGAAACAAAUGACGCAGAAAAAGGCAAAGUACCUGAACGACAAGAAACCACGAAUAGCAAAACAAAUAAAAAUGCCGGCAACAAAAUCCACAAUGCUAAGAAUCCAUUUCAAAAUACCAGGAAUCCCCAAAAGACCAGGAAUCCCUUCCAAGGAAGCAAUAAAAAGAAUGAAAACAAUAUUUACAAUAAAAUGUCGGACGAAAGACUCAAAGCUUAUGGAAUUAAUCCAAGGAAAUAUCGGAAACAAAUGCAAUUCGAUAGUAGAAAUCAAGCAGCAAAACAUAAUUCUAAGAAAAAGGAGAAAUUCAAAAGAAAAUUUAGUGAUAAAAGUUAGAUAAUGUGUAUGUGUGAGAUUAUCAUUUUGUCAAACAAUAAUACAUUUUUU